Molecule: messenger RNA, 3543 nt
Organism: Microcebus murinus (gray mouse lemur)
Lineage: Eukaryota; Metazoa; Chordata; Mammalia; Primates; Cheirogaleidae
Source: RefSeq, a predicted model, not a curated record
ACUCCCCGCCCCCUCAGAGCCCGCUGGGCUGGAGGGCGGCGCUUCCGGGGGCUGGCGAGAGCAGCGGGCACCGGGGAGGGCUGGCACCCUCUCUACUGGGUCGCCGACCCGCCCUAGCGCUGCUCGUGUGGUAGACAAUACCUAGGCCUGCUCUGGGGAGGCGGCCGACACCCCUUGUGCUCGCCUUGUGUGUGAGGGACCCUCCAGCGAUUCAGGGUUCUCUGGAGUACUGAGGGUCGAGGGAAUGCUUGAAAUUAGGACGGUGCCAGCCAGAUGGGCACUGCUGGGCAAAGACGCCUACCCGGUUACCGAUGUAUCCCAAUAGGGAGAUGGUGUGAGGACACGAGGGCAGUCCCUGGGCAGAUGACCUCUCACCUUAGACUGCGGAGUGGGCAAAGACCUUUUAACGUUUGCACUUGGAUCCUUGAGCCUCCAGCUAGGGGGCGAAUCUGUCAGACAACCUAUCAAUUGGGCUGAUGAUGUCAGUGUUCGAGUGGCUUCUAACAGGCGUUAAUACCUGUUGGAAACGGAGUCUCAUUGGCUGGGAUGAUUGCAGAUCCACAGACCAGCAUGGCUGCCACUGCUGCUGUCAGUCCCAGUGACUACCUGCAGCCUGCUGCCUCCACCACCCAGGACUCCCAGCCAUCUCCCUUAGCCCUGCUUGCUGCAACAUGUAGCAAAAUUGGCCCCCCAGCUGUUGAAGCUGCUGUGACGCCUCCUGCUCCCCCCCAGCCCACACCACGGAAACUCGUCCCUAUCAAACCUGCCCCUCUCCCUCUCAGUCCCAGCAAGAAUAGCUUUGGAAUCCUGUCCUCCAAAGGCAAUAUACUUCAGAUUCAGGGGUCACAACUGAGCACCUCCUAUCCUGGAGGGCAGCUGGUGUUUGCUAUCCAGAAUCCCACCAUGAUCAACAAAGGGACCCGAUCAAAUGCCAAUAUCCAGUACCAGGCAGUCUCUCAGAUUCAGGCAGGCGGUUCCCAGACCAUCCAAGUGCAGCCCAAUCUCACCAACCAGAUCCAGAUCAUCCCUGGCACCAACCAAGCCAUCAUCACUCCCUCACCGUCCAGUCACAAGCCUGUCCCCAUCAAGCCAGCCCCUGUCCAGAAGUCAAGUACAACCACCACCGCUGUUCAGAGCGGGGCCAACGUGGUGAAGUUGACAGGUGGGGGCGGCAACGUGACACUCACUCUGCCAGUCAACAACCUCGUGAAUGCCAGUGACACCGGGGCCCCCACUCAGCUCCUCACUGAAAGCCCCCCUACCCCACUGUCUAAAACUAACAAGAAAGCAAGGAAGAAGAGCCUUCCUGCCUCCCAGCCCCCCGUGGCCGUGGCCGAGCAGGUGGAGACGGUGCUAAUCGAGACCACUGCAGACAACAUCAUCCAGGCAGGAAACAACCUGCUCAUUGUUCAGAGCCCUGGUGGGGGCCAGCCAGCUGUGGUCCAGCAGGUCCAGGUGGUGCCCCCCAAGGCUGAGCAGCAGCAAGUGGUGCAGAUCCCUCAGCAGGCUCUGCGGGUGGUACAGGCAGCAUCUGCCACCCUCCCCACUGUCCCCCAGAAGCCCUCCCAGAACUUUCAGAUCCAGGCAGCUGAGUCGACGCCUACUCAGGUCUACAUCCGCACGCCUUCCGGUGAGGUACAGACAGUCCUUGUCCAGGACAGUCCCCCAGCAACAGCUGCAACCACCUCUACCACCACCUGUAGCAGCCCUGCAUCCCGCACUCCCCAUCUGAGCGGGACUAGCAAAAAGCACUCAGCUGCAAUUCUUCGAAAAGAGCGUCCCCUGCCAAAGAUUGCCCCUGCUGGGAGCAUCAUCAGCCUGAAUGCAGCCCAGCUGGCGGCAGCUGCCCAGGCAAUGCAGACCAUCAACAUCAACGGGGUCCAGGUCCAGGGUGUUCCUGUCACCAUCACCAACACUGGCGGGCAGCAACAACUGACGGUGCAGAAUGUUUCUGGGAAUAACCUAACCAUUAGCGGGCUGAGCCCCACCCAGAUCCAGCUGCAGAUGGAGCAGGCCCUGGCUGGAGAGACCCAGCCUGGGGAGAAGCGGCGCCGCAUGGCCUGCACAUGUCCCAACUGCAAGGACGGGGAGAAGAGAUCUGGAGAGCAGGGCAAAAAGAAGCAUGUGUGUCACAUCCCUGACUGUGGCAAGACAUUCCGGAAGACGUCCUUGCUGCGGGCCCACGUGCGCUUGCACACCGGCGAGCGGCCCUUUGUCUGCAACUGGUUCUUCUGUGGGAAGAGGUUCACGCGGAGUGACGAGCUCCAGCGGCACGCUCGCACCCACACAGGGGACAAACGCUUCGAGUGUGCCCAGUGUCAGAAGCGCUUCAUGAGGAGUGACCACCUCACCAAGCAUUACAAGACCCACCUGGUCACGAAGAACUUAUAAGGCCAACUGAGGCAGGAGGCCCCGAAGAUGCAACCCCCAUCUGUGUCCUGCCUGGGCCCCUGACAGAAAGGAGCACCAUGGCUACCCUGGGCCCGCCCUCAGGCCCCCUCCUGUUCUGCGACCAUGUCCCACAGGAAGGGGCUCUGCUCCCUGUACUCUCCUCCUGAAGCCCUCUGGCUCUGCCCUGGCCCUUCCCCUCUCAACACGAGCUCCCGGCCUGCCCAGACUGUGGACACUGGCCAUGCCCAAUGAGACGUUCUAAACCAGGACGCGUGGGAACCUUUAUUUCCAAAGGAAAAACAUGCAUUUCACUCCGUCGAGGAGCAAAGUGAGCCCCCGCCCCGCCCCACGCCCCACUCCCUACACUGCCGGAGUCGCAUCGUGCCAUGACCCCAUCUCCCAUGCCCCCCUAGUCCCACUAGUCACUCUGGAUGUGCGGGGGCCCUGCCCCACCCGCACCCACUUCUGGAGGGGCUCAGCAGGCCACCUCCACUCCAUGUGCCCCAGCCCUGCCACAGCUCUCCUCCAGCACAUUCCAACUUUCUAUUAACAAGUCAAGAUACCCCCCCUCCUCCAACUCCCCUCUUUUUCUAUGGAGAACGUUGCCUUAUACUCUCUACUUCAGAUGAUGAACACUGUGUAUUGUGUGUGCUUUAAAGAAGUUUUAUUUAAUUGCUCCUUUCUUCCUUUCCUUAUUGUUCACCUCCCCGACGCCUGCUUUCAGUUGAGGGUUUUGGGGGGCAAUGAUGAGCAUAUGAAUUCUUUUCCUUACUCUAGCAAUUCUCUUUUCUAAAUGACACAGCACUUCAACCCAAAUCUGGAUUCAGAGGAACACACCUUCACAUCUGAACCCCCUCUCUCUCCCUCUCAUCUCACCCGCCUGCCCGGCCCAAGCUCUACUUGUGUACAGUGUAUAUUGUAUAAUAGACAAUUGUGUCUACUACAUGUUUAAAAAACAUAUUGCUUGUUAUUUUUGAGGCUUUUAAAUUAAACAAAAAUCCAACUUUAUUUUUAGUUGUAACUGCUUGAGGUAUGUUUUAUGAAUUAAGUGACAGAUUUGUUAUCCUUUAUUAACGAUGUACUUUGUUGGUCAGCAGUGGGCUGACAAAAAUUUUUUCUUGCUAAUAAAUUUAGUUGCCUGAGGCAAAACCU